Molecule: messenger RNA, 1045 nt
Organism: Ceratotherium simum simum (southern white rhinoceros)
Lineage: Eukaryota; Metazoa; Chordata; Mammalia; Perissodactyla; Rhinocerotidae
Product: olfactory receptor 1Q1
Biological process (GO): G protein-coupled receptor signaling pathway
Cellular component (GO): membrane
Molecular function (GO): olfactory receptor activity; G protein-coupled receptor activity
Source: RefSeq, a predicted model, not a curated record
GUCUAUCAAAAUAAUUCUUUUUGGUGUUAUGGCAACAGAUGGGUAAUACCAAUUGGACCAGUGCAUCCCAUUUUGUUCUCUUGGGCAUUUCUACCCAUCCAGAAGAGCAGAUCCCACUCUUCCUUCUUUUUCUACUCAUGUAUGCAAAUCAACAUUUCUGGAAACUUUGCCAUCAUCACACUGAUUAUCUCUACUCCAUGCCUCCACACCCCUAUGUACAUCUUCCUCAGGUAACUUGGCUUUGGCAGAUAUCUGCUUCACCUCCACCAUGGUCCCCAAGAUGUUGCAGAACAUUUUCUCUCCUACAAGGGCCAUUUCCUACAUUGGCUGUUUAGCCCAGACUUAUUUCUUCAUUUACUUUGCAGCCGUGGAAAACUUCCCCUUGGCUGUGAUGGCCUAUGACAGAUAUAUCGCCAUCUGCCACCCUUUCCACUAUCCUAUGAUCCUGACGAGAAUGCUGUGUUCACAGAUGGUGGCUGUAUGCCAUAUCCUCUCCCAUCUUCAUGCCCUGCUGCAUACCUUUCUCAUGGGCCGACUGAUCUUCUGUGCAGAUAACAGGAUCCCUCACUUCUUCUGUGACAUCUACCCUCUGAUGAAGCUCUCCUGCUCCAGCACUCACCUCAACACACUGAUGAUUCACACAGAAGGUGCCAUUGUCAUCAAUGGAGCCCUGGCCUUCAUCAUUGUCUCCUAUGCCUGCAUCAUCUCAGUGGUCCUCCGGAACCCUUCAGCCAAGAGCAAGUGGAGAGUCUUUUCUACCUGUGGCUCCCACCUCACUGUGGUGGCCAUAUUCUAUGGCACCCUCACAUGGGUCUACUUCCGACCGCUUUCCAGCUAUUCAGUGACCAAAGGUCGCAUCCUGACAGUCAUAUACACAGUAUUGACCCCCAUGCUGAACCCCUUCAUUUAUAGCCUGAGAAGUGGGGUUGUCAAGGGAGCCUUCAGGAAAUGGAUCAGCAGAAUACGAACUUCUUUCUUUUUAUAAAACCCCAAAACACAGUUCCAAGUUUUACCUGUGAUUCUGGGGAAACUAUUUUGUCCUGCA